AUGAAACCAAUAAUCAGAAGGGCUCCUGAAUCUGCUUUAGUUUAAUCCUAUGUUAUUACUUUAUUGGAUGGUACUAGUUCGAUGAAUUUUGAAUAUGAUGAAAUUUUGAAGGCACACAAAAAUAAUUUUGAUGAUCUUGGAGAUAAUUAAAUGAAAAUUCAAUUCACAGAUAAAGUUCAUGAUUUUGAACCUUUUUAAGCUGCAGGUUCUGGUGAUAUUACAAAUGUAUUUAAAUAUGUACUUAACAAAUUAUUGACUGAAAACUUACCUCAACAUAUAACAAUAAUUUUUAUAAGUUGAUGGUGAUGAAAAGUUUGAUCUGACAGAGCUCGAAGAAAUGAUAGAAGAAGUGAAAAAAAAAAAAUUCUAAAUAUAAUUUGUUUCUGUAUCAAUAGGAAGUUGGUUUCCAAAUACUAUAUCUAAUCAAUUAAGAAAUUUACUUCACAAUUCAAAUUUUAUAGAACCUCUAUAUCAUCAUAAUAAAGAUCCUGAAAGAACAGAGGAGGAAAUGUUUGAUUUUUUUGACUCUGUUUUUUCAAAAAUAAAAGCGUAAACUAAAGUGUAUUAAGAUUUGUUUGAAACAGAAGUAGAAGUAAAAUUGACUUUAGUUUCAAAACCAACAAAUUUAUUGCCUGCUGGAGCAUUAUUUGUAUCUGAAAUAGAAGUCACUAUUAAUGGUUAAACAAUCAAACCUACUAACAAUAUAUUUGAUAAGAAAAAAAUGGUUUUUGACUCUGCUUCAUAAGCAUUAAUUAUUUUUGCAAGUGAUCCAGACAAUGCAAUUUAAUAAAGAAUUGAAGAAAAGUUUUAAGAGGUUUAGCAAUUUGCAAGAGACAUAGGGGUUGAAGAAUAAAAUUAAUUAAAUUUAUAAUAAUAAUAACUGACAGAAUAAGAAUAAAUAAUUCAAAUAUAAUUUAAGAAUGCUUAAUUAAUUGUGAAUUAAUUUGCAGAAGGAGAUAUUGAUAUUGAUUAAUGCACUCCUGAAACUUUAACAGGAUUAUAAGCAUCAUUAUCAAAUCCUGCAGCUGAUUCAAUUUUAAUAAUUUAAAUAAUAUCUUAAUAAUUAUCAGUUAAAGAGGAUUUUCAGAAUUUAAACCCUUAAAACAUUCUCAAAGCUCAAAAAAAAAAACUCAAUAGUGUUGGAUGUUAUGCUAGAGCAUCAGCUAAAAUGAAAUAAAUUGAAUAAUAACAACUAACUUAUGAAUGUGCAUAAAUUCAAAUGGCCAAAGAGAUCAUUAUAAAUGGAUUAAAAAAAUAUUAAAAUUUGUUUUCAAAAGAUAAAAAUAGUAAAGAUGUUCGUUAAUUACUUAUUGAAUAUUAUAAUUCUACCCUUAUUGAACUUGAUAUUGUAUUUGAAAGAUUAAUAUUGGCCAAAGUUGAUGAAGAAUCAUAUGAUCUAUUGAAAGAACUCAAUCUUAUGAUGAAAGAAGUUAAUGAAGUCAAAUUCAUGAAAAAAUCAUUAUCUCCUUAAGAAGCAAUUAAAUUUAUUAACAAAGUUUUGGCACAUGGGCAAAUUUAAUAAUCUAUGGCAAUUACUGAACAUAAUGAUGAAUUUGAUUUCCUUCCUGAAUCUCUUAAAUCAUAGAUUAGACCAUAAAAUGAUGAAAGAGAAAAAAUUUUAGUUGCUAUCUUUGAUACUAAUGAAUCCAUGAAAUAUGAAAUUGAUUCAGCUCUUAAGAAUUUUGAUAAUGAAUUUUCAAAAAUAGAAACUAUUAAAUUAUGUUGGUAAAAUUCAUUAUUUUCAAUUAUUGGUACACAAUAAUCAUUUAAUAAUUUGAUUGAUCUAUUUUUAUUAUUAGAAGGCCAAUACUAAUUUAAAACAAAAAAAAUUUGCCUUUGCUUAAUUUCUGAUGGAUAAAAUGAAUAUACGAAAAUGCAUAAGCAACUUAAAAGUCUUAAGGCUAAUAGAUAUCUAAUUUAAUUAUCUUAUAUCACCAUAGGCUCUUCUUUUCACUUUCUUAUUACUAAUGAAUUAGAUCGUAUGAUGCAAAAUAGGAAUCUUAAAGGAAGGCCUAUUGUACUAAAUGUUCCAAGAUAGAAGACAGUAGGUAAUUUUUAGCAAAUUACUUAAUUAAAAAAUUCUGUUACUGCUCUAAACAUAAAUUAACAUUUUUCUAAGAGAUUUUAAGACUUGAACAAUUUGCUUUUGUAAGAAAAAAAAGUAAUCCAAAAUAAAUUUCUUAAUAAAUCCUAAAUAUAUUGA
This is a messenger RNA of Paramecium sonneborni, 2203 nucleotides long. The record is from the annotation of a GenBank genome assembly. NCBI's taxonomy places the organism in Eukaryota, Ciliophora, Oligohymenophorea, Peniculida, Parameciidae.